Aplysia californica (California sea hare) is the source of this 654-nucleotide messenger RNA. RefSeq lists its product as uncharacterized. The record is from RefSeq and is a predicted model, not a curated record. NCBI's taxonomy places the organism in Eukaryota, Metazoa, Mollusca, Gastropoda, Aplysiida, Aplysiidae.
GAUCUAUGCCAUCAACGCCACAAGUGGGCGAUCUUUGGGUGUGUUCACGUUUGGAAACUUCACGCCCUACGACAUGGAGGACAUUGCAGUGGCACCGUGUACUAGCGGUGGGCGGAGCCAAACUGUGACACGAUGCUAGUGGACCCUCAAGGAAUUGUCUACGUCAUCUCCAGCAAGGUCGGAGGUCACGGGGUCAUGGGAAAACUUCCCAACAGCGGCUGGACCUCCGGGGACCAACGAGUGAAACCCGAGAGAACUGUGGUGACGUCAGCGGUCGCGUCAUUCACGCCCCCGAAUCCUGACUGGUUUAACGAGGGCCCCACGGGUGCAGACAUCUCCUCUGACGGUAAGGAAAUGUUGAUCAGAACCUACGAGCAGGUCCUCUAUUGGUACGUUCCGGACGGAGACUAUCUCACAGCCGCUUCCAACCAAACCGGACGUCCGGUGACGUCACAUCCGGAACCCCAAGGAGAGGGAGUGGCCUGGACACCUGACGGGAAGGGUUACUACACCACUUCAGAGGGGCUCCACCCUUACAUCUAUUACUUUGAGAGGGAAGACCGUCCUAUUGUUGGAUAAUGUCUGUAGUAAAUUGUGAGGCUUUAUGUUGAAAUUAGGCGCAAGUCAAAGAUAUAAUGAAAUCAAAGAAACCUA